GUGGGGGUGGGGGUGCAGACCUCUGCGAUUUAUUUGAGGCCUCUAGCUGACAUGCGCAAGUAGUAGGGGCGGGCCACUUUACGUUCCCUCCCCACUAGUCCACACUUGGGCUUUUGCUCGGCCUCUCAAAGUCUCGCGAGUUUUGCUAGGGGAAACGGGGCUGGGUGGAGAGACGGAGCAGGGAGAUCUAGUGGGAGGCCCUUGCGCUUAGGGGGCCGUGGCUGGUUUAGCCGGUGCUGUGGUUGGUACUACGCUGUUGGGGAGGCUCUCAGGUCGACGGGAUCAGUCUUCCCAAUGGGUGACUGGGAAAAUUAGCGGGUAGAAAAGCUUAAGGGUCGGAGGCAUUUUUUUUAUUGGCUCCGCCCUCUUCCUGUUAGAGACCUGGGCGUCUGGCCCGCCGAGGGGGAAGGGCAGCUUGGCGGGGCUGUCGAAGAGUGCUUUGCGCACGCGCCAGUCCGAGUGUGUGAGUGUUUGUGUUCACGCGCAGGCGCGCGCGCUCCUGCAUUUAGGAAGGCUGGGAAGGACCGGUGUGCUAAGAGAUGAGCGGGGAAAGCAUAGUCCCCUGUCUUUGGUACCAGUCACUCCUGACUGUGCGCUGACCCUCCCCACCCAGCCAGCAGCCUUUUCCAGAGAGGCUGUGGUCCAUAGCCUCUGUUCGUUUUCACUGCAGGACCAGGCACGAAAGUUAAAACAAGAUGAAGAUUUUUUCUGAAUCUCAUAAAACAGUUUUUGUCGUGGAUCACUGCCCUUACAUGGCAGAGUCAUGCAGACAACAUGUCGAGUUUGAUAUGCUGGUGAAGAAUAGGACCCAAGGAAUCAUCCCAUUGGCCCCCAUAUCUAAAUCGUUGUGGACUUGCUCAGUAGAAUCUUCCAUGGAAUAUUGUAGAAUAAUGUAUGACAUAUUUCCUUUCAAAAAGCUGGUGAAUUUCAUUGUAAGUGACUCUGGAGCACAUGUUUUAAAUUCUUGGACUCAAGAAGACCAAAAUUUGCAGGAGCUGAUGGCAGCAUUAGCUGCUGUUGGGCCUCCUAAUCCACGGGCAGAUCCAGAAUGCUGCAGUAUUCUGCAUGGUCUCGUUGCAGCAGUGGAAACCCUCUGUAAAAUUACUGAAUACCAACAUGAGGCUCGUACUCUGCUAAUGGAGAAUGCAGAACGUGUUGGAAAUAGAGGACGAAUAAUUUGCAUUACUAAUGCAAAAAGUGAUAGUCAUGUGCGAAUGCUUGAGGAUUGUGUCCAAGAAACAAUUCAUGAGCAUAACAAACUUGCUGCAAAUUCAGAUCAUCUCAUGCAGAUUCAGAAAUGUGAGCUAGUCUUGAUCCACACCUACCCAGUUGGUGAAGACAGCCUUGUAUCUGAUCGUCCUAAGAAAGAGUUGUCCCCCGUUUUAACCAGUGAAGUUCAUAGUGUUCGUGCAGGACGGCAUCUUGCUACGAAAUUAAAUAUUCUAGUCCAGCAGCAUUUUGACUUGGCUUCAACUACUAUUACUAAUAUUCCAAUGAAGGAAGAACAACAUGCUAAUACAUCUGCCAAUUAUGAUGUGGAGCUGCUUCAUCACAAAGAUGCACAUGUAGAUUUCCUGAAAAGUGGUGAUAACCAUCUGAGUGGCAGCAGUAGAGAAGGCUCAUUUAAAGAAACAAUAACAUUAAAGUGGUGCACACCAAGGACAAAUAACAUUGAAUUACACUAUUGCACUGGCGCUUACCGAAUUUCACCUGUAGAUGUAAAUAGUAGACCUUCCUCCUGCCUUACUAAUUUUCUUCUAAAUGGCCGUUCUGUUUUAUUGGAACAACCACGAAAGUCAGGUUCCAAAGUUAUUAGUCAUAUGCUUAGUAGCCAUGGAGGAGAGAUUUUUUUGCACGUUCUUAGCAGUUCUCGAUCCAUUCUAGAAGAUCCACCUUCAAUUAGUGAAGGAUGUGGAGGAAGAGUUACCGACUACCGGAUUACAGAUUUUGGUGAAUUUAUGAGGGAAAACAGAUUAACUCCUUUUCUAGACCCCAGAUAUAAAAUCGAUGGAAGUCUUGAGAUCCCUUUGGAACGAGCGAAAGAUCAGUUAGAAAAGCACACCCGUUACUGGCCUAUGAUUAUUUCACAAACCACCAUUUUUAAUAUGCAAGCGGUAGUUCCAUUAGCCAGUGUUAUUGUGAAAGAGUCUUUGACAGAAGAAGAUGUGUUAAACUGUCAAAAAACAAUAUACAACUUAGUUGAUAUGGAAAGAAAAAACGAUCCUCUGCCUAUUUCCACAGUUGGUACAAGAGGAAAAGGCCCUAAAAGAGAUGAGCAGUACCGUAUCAUGUGGAAUGAAUUAGAAACCCUUGUCAGAGCCCAUAUCAACAAUUCCGAGAAACAUCAAAGAGUCUUGGAAUGUCUAAUGGCAUGUAGAAGCAAACCCCCAGAAGAAGAAGAACGAAAGAAACGAGGAAGAAAGAGGGAGGACAAAGAGGACAAGUCAGAGAAAGCAGUGAAAGAUUAUGAACAGGAGAAAUCCUGGCAAGAUUCUGAGAGGGCUGCUGAGUUUCUGACACAAAAUUGUCUUGCUUUAAGAAGAGGAGGGAAGAGUAUUCUCAUUCUGAUCCCAUUGAUCUUCAAACAUGAAAUUCAAGAUAAGCUUGGAGUUAAGUUCCUAACUUAUGGAACAUAAAUAUAUUUUCACAGUACAUAAACUAGUGGGAACAAAUUCUAGUCGAUUUCUUAAUCUUAGUUCUAAUUUGAAAUAGUGUUUUGUCCAUAUCUUUAGAAAAAUUAAAAUUGUGGAUUAUUUUCCAAAGAUCACAUUAUUUCUGAUCUUUUGCAUUUUACCUUCCUAAAUUCCCCCCUCCCCUUCUUUUUUACAAUUUUAGCGCCAUUUUAUAGCCAACAACAUUACUGAAUAAUGACACUAAGAUGAAGAAAAAGGAAAAGUUUUAUUUAUAUUCAUUAAGUUCUCUUACCUGAUUGUAGACUGAGGGAUAGCUUCUGAUUUGUUCCUGAUUUGUUCCUAGACUUAUGUUGUGAGAGCAGAUAUCUUAAUAAGGCUGAUUUGCAAAGUCUAGUUUAAUUACUGAGCCGUUUAGAUUUCUAAGAAUGUAAACUUGUAAAGUUUCUUUUUAAUGUGUAAGUUUUUAUUAUUUGUCCCUCUGAAAGAUUAAAAGGAAUCUUAGAACGUGGGAAAGAAGAGCUGGCUGAAGCUGAGAUUAUAAAAGAUUCACCUGAUUCCCCAGAACCUCCAAAUA
Molecule: messenger RNA, 3207 nt
Organism: Odocoileus virginianus texanus
Lineage: Eukaryota; Metazoa; Chordata; Mammalia; Artiodactyla; Cervidae
Gene: INTS13
Product: integrator complex subunit 13
Biological process (GO): regulation of mitotic cell cycle; centrosome localization
Cellular component (GO): integrator complex
Source: RefSeq, a predicted model, not a curated record